This is a messenger RNA of Anopheles arabiensis, 727 nucleotides long. RefSeq lists its product as uncharacterized. Lineage: Eukaryota; Metazoa; Arthropoda; Insecta; Diptera; Culicidae. The transcript has 3 exons. The record is from RefSeq and is a predicted model, not a curated record. The coding region runs from base 350 to 727 and encodes 125 amino acids.
UACAGCUAACAUCCCCUGUGAAAAGACUUCAUAUGAUGAAUGAAAAUGAAUGCGGCGGGAUAUAAAAUUAUUUCGGGGCAAAUGAAGUAGCACGUCAGAAUAGAAAUACGUCUCAAGUGAGAUGAGUUGUGCAGCUCACAUCGCAAAGUGACUUGGUAAACCCUGUAUCAAGAGAUUAUAUCAAAAACUGGUUAAAAGAUAUCUAUUAACAGUUUUCUGUUCCUGAGAUUCCCCACAUUUCCGUUUCCGAUAUUAGAUUUUUGGCAACCAGUUUCUAAUCGAGCUUUGCAGCUAAAAAGUUGGAUCCAACGUGCGUUAUCAUUCGUGCCCAAACCGUCGAGUUGUGAAGAUGUUUGAUCCUCUAAUGUUACGCGUUGUGCUUGUGGUUUUAACUUUAACUUUAUCACGUGCUUUCGCAAAAGAUGUUUUACCAAACCAGAGAACAUCACUGCAUGAAUGCAACGAACGAUUAUCUACAAAAUAUACUGCGUCUGAGUUAUUUCUUACUUCUGCAUUCGAAUUUCCACAUGCAGCUGUCAUUUUAUUGGAGAAAGCUAAAUUGAUAACAUGUAUGGGAUCAUUGACAUCGGAAAAUGUGAUUUUAGGUGCUGGCUACUGCAUCCGGAAGCGAAGGUAUUAUUAUGGAAUCACAAAAUGGUUCACCGCUAAUGUAAAUUUUGGACUAUGGCAUGUUUCACGUACAGUGAAAAUACUGCACGCUUUCUAG